UCUCUUUUUCUAUGGUCGACGGGCUGGAGGAGGACUGCGCCGGCGAGUGCGGAGCUUUGGUGCUGGAGCUGUUUCUGCCAUGCGGUUUCGAGCUAAGAUUAUAGAUGUUGGAUGUCUCAAUCAUUUCAGUCGUGAGUAGAGCGUGUGAAAAAGCCUUCAGCUCUGCUGGAAAGAGAAAUCUCGGGUUUCCCUCCACUCCGUCGUUUCUUUUAACGGCUGCCCGCCUGAUUUUGCAAGUGUUUCAAGAGUGGCGUUUCUUUUCCAUCAGAAGAAUAUGCUUCCUCUGAGGAUAAUGGGGCCUUCAAGGAAGAUUCAAGGCCUUCUGCUGGGAACGGAAACAGAAACAGAAACGUGGCUACUCAGUAAAAAUGAAAUAAAGUGCGUCAAAGAAGGUUGAUGAAUGGUGUGAUGAACACAAUUGCCAAGUUAGCUAAAACCUGUACCCUACGGCUUACUUUGGAUAAGCUUUAUUUCAUCCUUAGUGACAAAGUAGCAAAUGGAGGUGUUAGCAUGUGGUGUGAACUUAAUCAGGGGAACUUCUUUGAUGAAUUCCAGCUGGAGGGUGUCUCUGCAGAAAAUAAUGAAAUUUAUUUAGAGCUGGCAUCUGAAAACUUCUCCAGAGCUUUUAAAACUGCCCAGAAUGCCAAGGCAGUGAAAAUCAAAUUGACUAAUAAGCAUUGCCCUUGCCUUACAGUAGCUGUGGAACUGCCUUCCUUGUCAAGCAGUAGCCGCAUUGUGACUCAUGACAUUCCUGUAGGGGUUAUCCCAAGAAAGCUGUGGAAUGACUUCAGAGAACCCAGUGUGCCUGAUUUUGAUGUCAGUAUUUAUUUACCUGUGCUGAAGACCAUGAAAAGUGUUGUGGAGAGAAUGAAAAAUCUCAGCAAUUCUAUUGUAAUAGAAGCAAAUCUAAAUGGAGAGAUGAAAUUGAAAAUAGAAACUGAUCUAGUGUGUAUUACAACUCACUUUAAAGAGCUUGGAAAUCCUCCUUGGGUAUCUAGGGAUGGUUCUCAAAACCCUACUCAAGAAAGGGACCCUGUGAAUAUGGCUGAGGCACGCAUUGACAUUAAGAGACUUCUCCUGUUCCUUGCAGGGCAGCAAGUCAGCCCCACAAAAGCACUGUGUAAUAUUGUAAGUAAGAGAAUUGUUCAUUUCAUCCUGCUCCAUGAGGACGUCUCCCUUCAAUACUUCAUUCCAGCCCUUGCAUGAAUUGAAAGUCAUCCCAGUUUAUAUCUUCAAGUUGUUGAAAUAGAUCAAAAAGAAUGAAGGAAAGCUGCUUGCUCUCUGUUAAAAAAAAUCCACCUUAUAACCAAUUUCUGUGUGUGUGUGUGUCUAUAUAUAUAUAUAGAGAGAGAGAGAGAACAUUUUUUACAAAAUUAUAAAUAGAAGCAGGGAAGGGAAUAAGUUAAGAAUUAAAGAAAUAAGCCUUAAGUCAUUUGCUUUUACCUGCAUAGGAAUAAUUGAUCUUUCCAAAAGCUCAUUUCUCAAAGUUUAUAAACACUGAUGAUUCAUGAAACUACUGUCAAAUAACUACUGCUAGGAAUACGUGAGGGUUAGGGGAAAGAGGGCCCCCUACCCAAAAGGAAGAGAAAAUAUUUGUGCAAAAUACAUAUAUAGUGAAAUCUUGACUAAUGGACUCAAAACAUUCCUUUAUUGAGUUAAUGUUGAAUUGGGUAGUAGGGUACUACAGGGAUUUGACAUUUUGAUGUCGUCAUACAAAUGAAGCAAAUUACAUCACUCGUAUCAUUUGCAUGCAACAAAUGUAUACAGUGGAGUAAAUAUCUGCUGCAAUGUAUGGAAAUGAUGUAAAUUGCAGCAGAAAUUUGGUCCACUGCCUACAAGUCCAUUGUAUCAAAGUCUGAUAAUAUAAUAAAUAUAUUUAUAAAGGUAUAACAAACAUAUAUAGGCCAAUAUAUCAUUUAGGUUAAAUGCAUAUGAAAAGUCAUAUUUUUCCAUUAACCUUAAAAAUUGCAAAGUGAAGAAAAUAAGAGAUGAAAUAAACUUUAGAAUGGAACCAAUAGAAAUAACUGAAAUUGAUUUUGACAGGCUAACUCAUUCCUAGUUAAGAAUACCAUCAUGAUUAUCAGUUGAUACUUCUUCAUAUUUACCUCAGAAAAUGUGGAGUGGUGUACUUUGCUUCAUAGUAACUCUGGCUGAAGAUAUAGAUGAACAAUAAAUAAUUAACAAUCCGCCAGAGGAUUAAGUACUAAGAGAGCCAGUCCAGUUCCAGUUAAUAAAUAGUUGCAACAGCAUAGUGUUCAUGUUUUAAACUGCACUUGAUUGAUAAUCAGGUAGUAAAUAGGGAAGCGUUUGAUUGCAUUGGACAUGGUUGAACAUCGUCUAAAAAUACUGAAACUCAACUUUUUGUUCCUUGUAUUUACCCCUCUGCAGAGAGUUUUUUAUAUAGUGGCACCCAUUUAUGGAAUUCUCUCUCCAGAGAGGCUUGACUGACACCCACGUUAGCAUUUCGGCAGCAGGUGAAGAUCUUUCUUUUUUCUUAGGUUUUUAAUGGGCUUUUAAUUGUAUUUUAAUUCAUACUGUUUUAGAUUUUGAAUUAGCAGCUUCUGCUGCUGAGUUGGUUUGGUCUUUUCAUUUUUCAUUUUUUAAUUUUAUUGUAUAUGUUUUUAUGGAAAAUUGUGUCUUUCGAUGUGGUUUAUUCUAAACCAUUCAGAUCUUCAGCUAUUGGGUAGUUUAAAAAAUAAAAUAAAAUACAUAUUUUAAUGCCUUCUAAUGGGCUUUGGUGAUAAUGGCAUCCAGAUUUUUUUCAUGGCAGCUUAUGCAUAUAGUUUGAUAUUGCCUUCUGGGAUUUUUUUUUUUCUUUUUACUUCCCAAUCGAGCCAACAGUCCUGAAAUUUCAUGGUGGUCCCUCAUUGAAGUACGAAACUGUAGCCUUCUGCAGUGCUGUAUAUUUGAAAACAAAAAGAUUCUUUGGAGCAUGUACAGCCUUUCUAAACAAAGUAUGCUAUAACACUCAAGAGUAUAUUGUUUAGCUUUUGAGAUCAGAUUAACAUCUAAUUAGUCACGUAUCCAGAAGCAAUGACUUAACUAAGAGUUUUUCAUACUUAAUGAAGAAGUUGAAAGUAGAUCUUCAACAUCCAUACCCAGCCCUAGAAAGAAUUGGUCAGGACAUGACCAGACAAGGAAAGGUUUGCUCUUGAAUGACUACCAAAUAUAUAUAGCUAAAAAGUA
This is a messenger RNA of Candoia aspera, 3186 nucleotides long. RefSeq names its product HUS1 checkpoint clamp component (gene HUS1). The record is from RefSeq and is a predicted model, not a curated record. Gene Ontology annotation, cellular component: nucleolus; site of double-strand break; checkpoint clamp complex. The coding region runs from base 397 to 1206 and encodes 269 amino acids. Lineage: Eukaryota; Metazoa; Chordata; Lepidosauria; Squamata; Candoiidae. Gene Ontology annotation, biological process: mitotic DNA replication checkpoint signaling; meiotic DNA integrity checkpoint signaling; telomere maintenance. The transcript has 8 exons.